GCACGUCACUUCCUGUUUCUUUAGGGGAACGUGGCUUUCCCCGCAGCGCCCGUCCCUCCAUCUGCGUUCUUGCUGCAGCGGCCGGAGCUGGAGUGAGAGCCCGAGCGCAGCCUCGCCAUGGACUCGGCCCUCAGCGACCCGCACAACGGCAGCGCCGAGGCCGGCGGCCCGGCCAACGGCACGACGCGGCCGCCUUCCACGCCCGAGGGCAUCGCGCUGGCCUACGGCAGCCUCCUGCUCAUGGCGCUGCUGCCCAUCUUCUUCGGCGCCCUGCGCUCGGUGCGCUGUGCCCGCGGCAAGAACUCCUCGGACAUGCCCGAAACCAUCACCAGCCGGGAUGCCGCCCGCUUCCCCAUCAUCGCCAGCUGCACACUCUUGGGGCUCUACCUCUUUUUCAAAAUAUUCUCCCAGGAGUACAUCAACCUCUUGCUGUCCAUGUAUUUCUUCGUGCUGGGAAUCCUGGCGCUGUCCCACACCAUCAGCCCCUUCAUGAAUAAGUUUUUUCCAGCCAGCUUCCCAAAUCGACAGUAUCAGCUGCUCUUCACACAGGGCUCUGGGAAAACAAGGAAGGUCAAAAUCAUCAAUUAUGAGUUUGACACUAAGGACCUGGUGUGCCUGGGCCUGAGCAGCAUCGUUGGUGUCUGGUACCUGCUGCGGAAGCACUGGAUUGCCAACAACCUUUUUGGCCUGGCCUUCUCCCUUAAUGGGGUGGAACUUCUGCACCUGAACAACGUCAGCACCGGCUGCAUCCUGCUGGGUGGACUCUUCAUCUAUGACGUCUUCUGGGUAUUUGGCACCAACGUUAUGGUGACUGUGGCCAAGUCGUUUGAGGCACCAAUAAAAUUGGUGUUUCCCCAGGAUCUGCUGGAGAAGGGCCUCGAAGCAGACAACUUUGCUAUGCUGGGACUCGGAGAUAUCGUCAUUCCAGGGAUCUUCAUCGCCUUGCUGCUGCGUUUUGACAUCAGCCUGAAGAAGGACACCCACACCUACUUCUACACCAGCUUCGCCGCCUACAUCUUCGGCCUGGGCCUCACCAUCUUCAUCAUGCACGUCUUCAAGCACGCCCAGCCUGCCCUCCUCUACCUGGUACCUGCAUGCGUUGGCUUUCCCGUCCUGGUCGCGCUGGCCAAAGGAGAAGUGACAGAGAUGUUCAGCUACGAGUCCUCUGCGGAAAUCCUGCCUCAUACCCCGAGGCUCACCCACUUCCCCACGGUCUCGGGCUCCCCUGCCAGCCUGGCCGACUCCAUGCAGCAGAAGCUAGCUGGCCCUCGUCGCCGGCGCCCGCAGAAUCCCAGCGCCAUUUAUGAGGAGUCAAAUCCUAAGGAUCCAGCAGCAGCAACAGAAUCCAAAGAGGCCACAGAGGCAUCAACAUCGAAGGGACUAGAGAAGAAGGAGAAAUGAUGCAGCUGGUACCUGACCCCCUCAGGGCCAGACCAGCCAGGCGGGGAUGGACUGACAGGCGUGCGUGGGCAGAGGGUACAGGAGACCGCUCCAGGACAGGGAAGCAGGCAGCAGGAUCCCUCCGGCGGGUCUCUGUGGCCUGUUUCCCUCUCCCCCUUCUCUGGCCCUCCUCUGCUCCUCCUCACCCCCUGCAGGCAAAGGAAACCCCCAGCUCCCUCCCUCCCCAGAGCCAGGUGGGAGACUGGGUGUGAUUUUUAGGUUUUUGUAUUGUGGACUGACUUUGCCUCACAUUAAAAACUGCUCCCACGGCCA
Molecule: messenger RNA, 1713 nt
Organism: Sciurus carolinensis (gray squirrel)
Lineage: Eukaryota; Metazoa; Chordata; Mammalia; Rodentia; Sciuridae
Gene: Hm13
Product: histocompatibility minor 13
Exons: 13
Coding region: 118-1401 (427 amino acids)
Biological process (GO): membrane protein proteolysis
Cellular component (GO): cytoplasmic side of endoplasmic reticulum membrane; membrane; lumenal side of endoplasmic reticulum membrane
Molecular function (GO): aspartic endopeptidase activity, intramembrane cleaving
Source: RefSeq, a predicted model, not a curated record